Scylla paramamosain (green mud crab) is the source of this 2607-nucleotide messenger RNA. Its product is annotated as SPRY domain-containing protein 7-like. NCBI's taxonomy places the organism in Eukaryota, Metazoa, Arthropoda, Malacostraca, Decapoda, Portunidae. Gene Ontology annotation, molecular function: protein binding. Bases 233 to 826 code for a protein of 197 amino acids. The transcript has 5 exons. The record is from RefSeq and is a predicted model, not a curated record.
GGAGACCGAUUUGUUGUGGUGCCGGAGGGAGCAGGGAGGAGUAGGGAUAGAGAUCUGUCAGGAGGAAGACAGGCGGAACGAAGCGAGUCACACGGGCCCUCGCCUCGACCCUGUGCAAUGUGGCCAUGCAAAGUAGCCAGGGGGAAGGCUUAUAGCAAGUUUGUGAGGGAUAAGACAAAACGUGUGGCUGAGUGAAGGCAGGACACAUAUACUAGGAAGGGCACCAGUCACCAUGGCCAUGUACCUGUGUUGCUUCAGACAGCUGUGUGGCGCGGCACCUCACCCCACAGUGCCCACCCGUACCACGCCCACCAUCAUCUUAGACACGGGAUACAUGGGCCACGAGGUUGUGAUAGUGAAGAACGGUGUGAGAAUCUGUGGAACGGGUGGAGCGCUGGGCAACAUCCCCAUCCUACAGAACAAGGCUUACUUUGAGGUGAAGCUGCAGCAGUCAGGCGUGUGGGGUGUGGGCAUUGCCACGCGCAGCACCAAUCUCAACAAGGUGCCGCUUGGGGAGGAUGCUCAGUCCUGGGUGUUGUGUUCGGAUGGGGCAGUGCGGCACAAUGGAGAGGAGAAGUACAAGAUUGUCGACAUACCACAGGAAGGCGACAUUCUGGGUGUGAGUUACGACCAUGUGGAACUCAAUUUUUACAUCAAUGGCAAGGCGACCAACACACCAGUCACCAGCUUCAAAGGGACUGUCUACCCAGCACUCUAUGUGGAUGACGGGGCAAUUAUGGACGUGACCUUUGAGAACUUCAGCUAUGGACCACCACCGGGUUAUGACUCCAUCAUGGUGGAGAAGUCCCUGCUGGAGAAUGACUAAGAGUGCCCCCCAUGCCUCCACAAACCCCCACCAACCCCCACUGUCAUCACCAUACUAGCUUGAGGAUAAUAAGAAAGCCCCCCAAUGCCUUCACUGACUCCAAAUUCCAUCAUUGUCAUAGUAUCCAUCACUAGUCAUCACCACAACCACCACCACCACUGGUACCAUUUGUCUCAUCCCCUCAUUACAGUGGCAGGGUUCAGGUUCUCGCCUCCUCCUCCUUUGUCACUUCACGUAUCUCAUUAGUGGUGGUGGAGGUUGCUGGUGAGGUCUCUUUUGCCUUCCUCCACCAACUGUUCUAUAAAGUGUCUUGCCCAUUGAUGCCCAGAGUGUGAAGGUGCAUCACCAUUCACCGCCCCCCAUGCUCUCCUGUCUUGCCGCAAACAAAUUGUGCACUCAGGCAGACUUCCUCGUAAGGGAACUGAGGUCUGUAGUAAGAGUCACGAAGGUUAAGUUAAAAGAAAGGUUUGGAUUGUGGCUGUGUUUUCCCAGUGUCCUAGUCCUGGUCUCUGCUUGAGGUGUUUGCGUUGGCAGCACUGGUCAUCAGGCAAACACAACAUGAAAUAGAAGAAUGUGGAAAAGCUCUACUGUAUAUGAUAUAACACAUGAAAAAAUGGGUAGUGUCCCUUAAAAUUUGUGAAACAGUGAAGAGGUAUGGAAAAGCUAUAUUAUACAACACAUAGAUGAAAAUAAAAGCUCCAUUUCUUGAGCACAGAGCUGGUGAAAGAUCAGUAUAAGGUUCCAUAAAGCGCCAGUGAGCACGUGGAUAGAAGAAAGCUCCCCGAAAAUGUUAACCAUCAGAGAGGAAGAAGGAGAAGAAUUUAGUUAGCCACUUGGGCAGACACUUGUUGACAGUCUGAUCCUCUCUGUGAACCAUUAUCUGAAACCUCCACUACUUCCUCAAAAAGCUGUACUUGUUUUUACAGUUCUAGUGAUAGAUUAACAAGAUUUCUACAUCAUCAACUGGAGAAACACUAUGAGAACUCGGUGAAUCAUCUUGAAAAUAGUCGUGGGGAGAGAGUAGAGCAUUUUUUAAUAUGAGCCUGUAAUCCAAGUUGGUGUGUUACGUUACUAACACACCUGUGACUUAACCUUCGUGACUCAACACACUUCAUUCACUGCUGCAGUAUUGUACUAACGAUCUGUGCUUGUUAAGUCUCUGAAUCUCCUACACUUCGGGUACACCUUAUUUAAGCUUGGAAAUUUUUGAGGGCAAGUGAAGUGAGUCGUUCUCUGUAUCUUACUUUGAGCGAAGGUAGUUAAGUUCUGAUUCUACUUACCUAAUCUGUAACGAACAAUCUAGGUCUGAUUCUGACUUGUGUUUCUCAUUGCUAUUUUUUUUAUUAGUUAUUAAGUAAUGAUGUGAUUUCAGUCUGAAUAAUUUUAACAUUACCACUACUGCUAUUCUAUUACUACUACUGCUGUUACUGCUUCUACUACUAUUACUACCAUUAUGAUUGAUAUUAUUGUUGUUGUUGAUGUUGAUGUUGUUUUGUUGUCAUUUUGAGUUGUGUAUAUGCGUACCAGAUGAUUUUUUUUUUGUAUUUUCCCCCAUGGAGAUCUCACAGGGGUGCCAUGAGUGGAUGUGAUUCUCUAUACACACGUGGUGGCAGUGAAUGGACACACGACUAACAGACUAACGUAAUUCAUUCCUGAUGUUUCUUGCAAGGUGUGUUCACUGAUGACCUACUCAUUCUGAUGGGGUCUUACUUCAUAUAUGGAGACACUCUUUCCCUGAAGACAUCUUAUGUGCAGAGUCAGGGAUAAAGUUCCUUCUUUCA